AUGUUGCAGGGUGAUCUGGUUUUGGAGGAAAGGUUAGUGUUCAGGCGUCUAUGGAAAGCUAAAGCUCCUUCUGGAUCGCUAGCUUUGGCUUGGAGAGUUCUUAUAGGAAAAGUGCAGACCAAAAUUGACUUGGCCAGGAGAAAUGCGCUUCCUGUGAAUACUAGUUUGUCAUGUGGGUUGUGUGCAGUUGAGGAGGAGAGCUGCAAGCAUCUUUUCUUCACAUGUGGAGUGUCUUGGAAAGUGUGGAUGGAGAUAUGUUUCUGGUUAGGAGUACACACAGCUUUUUCAUGUGAGGCAGAAUCUCAUUUUUACCUUCAUGAAAAUCUGAUUUCUUGCAAAAUGAAAGAUGGUAAGAUCAUGAACUUAAUAUGGAUUGCUGUGGUGAAUUCAAUUUGGCAGACUAGGAAUGGCUCGGUAUUCAGUGGUGUGGGGGUUGAGGUUGUUAGAAUAGUAGAGCUAGUGAAGUACAAAGUUUGGCUUUGGUUGAGAACUCAUGAUAGGAAUUUCAUCUCUUCUUUCUAUGAAUGGGAAAAUAAUCCUAAGGAAUGUAUUGCUAUGCUGCACUAA
Molecule: messenger RNA, 567 nt
Organism: Lotus japonicus
Lineage: Eukaryota; Viridiplantae; Streptophyta; Magnoliopsida; Fabales; Fabaceae
Exons: 1
Coding region: 1-567 (188 amino acids)
Source: RefSeq, a predicted model, not a curated record